GUGAGUGCGUGCGCGCGUGUGUUUACUGGAAGAGCCCUCUGCGCUGAGGAGGCGGGGCCUUACGGCUUCACUCACUGGAACAACCUCCAGUAACCUUCCUCCACACACGGACCCGACUCCUCCGGAGCGCCGCCGCAUUCCUCCGCUCAGGACCCGAGCCCCUACACCCUUUCAUCGGAUAUUUCAUCUCCUUCUCUUUGCAUUUUAAUGCCUGAGUUAAUCAUUCAUCUGGCACUACUCUCGGGUAGUUUGCAUUUGUUCUGCUUUGGCGACGAGCGGCUGCGGCGCGGGGUCGAACAAAUCCGCAAGCUGUGUUUAGGUGCUCUCUCCCAGCCCCUCUCUGGAUGCAUCAGACUCCUCUACCCCGGGGCCCUGGACCCGGUGUGUGACCCAGCCGCCCUCGCCCCUCUCGCCCUCCUGUUCCUCUCCCUCUGCCCCGGACUCACUUCCACCUGUCUGCCUCGGCACUCCCGUCCUGGGCCCCCUGCCUCUCGACCAGCAGGCGGAGGCAGGGGGCCAUGGCGCCAUGGUAGCCCUCGGCGGACGCAAUCCCCUCGCCAUGAGCGGUGUGCCCCCUCCAGUGGACCGAGUUCAGGGUUCCAACUUUACCCCACAUCACUACAAGCCCUUCAGCUCACACGCACACUACCAACAGGUAAUGCGUGCAUUGCAUAAGCUCCAGGAGAGUGGGUUUUACUGGGGGGCUGUUGGAGGACGAGAGGCCAGCUCCCUGCUGCGCUCGGAAUCGCCCGGCACUUUCCUGAUCCGGGACUCCUCGGACCACCACCAUUUCUUCACCCUGUCUGUGCAGACGGCUCGAGGAACCAAGAACCUGAGAAUCCACAGCGAGGGAGGUGGAUUCUUCUUACAGCCAGACACCCAAAACACCCAAGUGCCACCGCAGUUCGAUUGCGUGCUGAAACUCAUAGCGCACUACAUGGGGAAAGGGCUGGACGCUGGAAGGAGCAGAGACGGGGCGUGUGGGGGCAACUCGGCAGAAAUUAAAGGGUGCAACGUUUAUCUGAUUCACACUGGCGGAGAGAGGAUCCCACUGGAGUUGCGGCGACCCCUCUCGACCUCUCUCUCGUCUUUGCAGCACAUGUGCAGGAGGACCUUGAACAACCAAGGCCUGGGCUCGGAGCGAGCGGAGCAGCUCCCUCACACACUUAGAGACUUCCUGGAGGAGUAUGAUGCUCCGAUAUGACUGACAGGAACUGCAGCGGUCCGUCGACAUGGACCAGCAGCCUAGAGGACGGCACAGCCUCCACCAGAGACUGACCAGAUUUAGCCUUAGAUGCCAAUGUGAGGUUAGUUUCUCAUUGUAGCCAGAAUCAGCUUAUCCCAGAUGUGUCUCAACGCUGACGGGAAAGCGACUGACCUGGGGUCUGGAAUGAGGAGUGCAAUUUGGGUUAACCAAUGAUUACCUCGUCCAUCCCAUGUUGCAAAAAAACUGACCGCUACCAAUGUGAGUGGCAGACGAAGCCCAGGGUCAGGGGUCAGGGUUUUUCCUAUGACCGCCUCGGACGCAGAGCAGAGCCUCAUAGAAGAUUAACCCAAGUGGUCGAUUUUAACGAUGACAGUGGCAGCGCGAUCAAUACGGCACCAGUGAUCCCCGCGGGGUUCGCGGAAACCUCUCGUCGCCCCCCCCCGGUCAGCCUGACAUUUACAACCCUUUUGAUCCCCGGAGAGAAAGGAAAGGAGGCGCAGUGGAGGGAGGGGGUGAAGCACGGACGAGUUUCCGAGGAAAAAGGCAAAGUUCAAACAAGGGACUCAAAGCAGAGGACUCAAAGUAUUUGUUUGUCUGACUGUGGGUGUAUUUGUGUGUUGUGGUGGCGCACACAUUUCCAUGGCUGCUUCCCGCAAGUGUUGGCUCAUUGAGGGGAGAGAGGCAGUCAUUCAUGCCAGCUCCACACACACACACACACACACACACACGCACACAGGUACAGGCCCACAUAAAGGAUUUGUGCACGUGGGAACAAAAAGAUGAAAACCCAUUACAAAGCAUCUUCUCUCCCAUCUCCUGCUUGUAUCUCGUUUCUCCUCCAUUAGCCAGCCCCUGUCCCGACUUUUGAUUUUGUUUUACGGAGUUGCAUGUGCGCCCUGACAGGGACACAAAGCAGACCGCUGUUGCCGAGACAAAAGCUUGUUACGGAGACAAAAGCCCUGGCACGGGACCAAAGAAAACAUCAGUGCUUAUUUUUAUCCAAGCUGGCUGGAAAUAUGUCAGUGACACUGUAAAGGGAACUGACGACGACGAUCCUGGAGAUCGGGGGAAGAGUGAGGAGAGGGACCGAGCGAAGGAGAACGAGUAGCGGGAAGAGGGAUUAGGAAAGAGGAAAUUGAAGAGGACAGAAAAAGUGGGGAGGGGGCCGGGGUGUGCGGGGAGAAGGGGGAGGAGACAUACUGGUACACAGCUAAACAAAAACACUGACUGGAUUGAUGUCGCAGACUUGUGGGAAAUGAUACAGCUCAGCAGGACGCUGCUCCUGCUCACACACAUCCAAGGUUGGCCAAGAAGCCCCAUGUGAAAAAAGAAAGUUUGAAGUCUUAAUACUGUUAUUUGGAAAUGUGUCGGUGUGAGUGCGUGUCUGUCUGCCCUGUACCCCCCCCCCCCUGGAUUUCUUAAAUCGCCACUCAUGAAGGAGACAAUAGAGGACAUGAACCAUUUUGUUGAUAUCCUGUAACUUUAGAAAAAAGGUUUUCUCGCCCCAUCUCCCUUCCAUUGUUACCUCUGAAGCAGGAGCGGGCCGUGGGGUUUGUCUGAAUGUCAUGGGAACACGAGACUAAAGCAAUUCUCUCAAGAAAAAAGCCUUUUUGUAAAAAAAACGUGUAAGACUCAGAUUUGAUCAAAAUUGUUGUUUCUGUGUUCGACCAGUGCUCGUACUUACCUGUGGUCCAUAUUGGAGUGGAAGCCUUUUCACAUCCUAACACUCGGUGAUGUCACUGUGGCCACUUGAGCGCUUGACGCUUUGCCAUAUCGUUCACAGAUUUGGUCAGAUCUCCGUCUUAUUUCCUCUUCAUCAACACCCGAGUUUGAACAUGUGUCGCAGCAAUGGACCGCACGUGUGUGAGUGUGUGAAUCAUUUGUCUUUUAUAAAGACUCUCUUGCAAAAAGGCUGGCCACUAGUCUGGCAAAAAUACAAGCUGUACUCUCUGAAAUAACAAAGCAUUACAUAAAAAAAAUAAAUGAAAAGGAACGUUGCACAUAUUUAUAUUUCUAAAAUAUUUCAAUAAUUUAUAUUAAAGAGCACUAUUUUUACAAAAGUCAA
Platichthys flesus (European flounder) is the source of this 3272-nucleotide messenger RNA. RefSeq names its product suppressor of cytokine signaling 3-like. Gene Ontology annotation, cellular component: phosphatidylinositol 3-kinase complex. The record is from RefSeq and is a predicted model, not a curated record. Gene Ontology annotation, molecular function: 1-phosphatidylinositol-3-kinase regulator activity. Gene Ontology annotation, biological process: phosphatidylinositol phosphate biosynthetic process; intracellular signal transduction. Lineage: Eukaryota; Metazoa; Chordata; Actinopteri; Pleuronectiformes; Pleuronectidae. The transcript is spliced from 3 exons. Bases 527 to 1204 code for a protein of 225 amino acids.